AUGAGUGAAAGUUACCCAUGUCAUUACUCUAGCACAGCUUUGAUGAGUGUGGUUGUAGCAAUCAUAUCUAUUGUUUUUGCUCUCUCUCUUGAAAGAGAUAUGACUCAAUGGAAGUUGUGUUGGAGUGUUAGGCUUCUUACUAUAGCUUACUCGGGAAUAGUUGUGUCUGGUGUAAUGGUAUUAGUGGUGAUGUCAUGGUGUAUGCACAUGAGAGGCCCUGUUUAUGUAUCUGCUUUCAAUCCUCUCAUGCUUGUCUUUGUAGCCUUGGCUGGUUGUUUCAUGUUAGAUGAGAAGCUACAUCUUGGAAG
Molecule: messenger RNA, 308 nt
Organism: Prosopis cineraria
Lineage: Eukaryota; Viridiplantae; Streptophyta; Magnoliopsida; Fabales; Fabaceae
Product: WAT1-related protein At1g68170-like
Exons: 2
Cellular component (GO): plasma membrane
Molecular function (GO): transmembrane transporter activity
Source: RefSeq, a predicted model, not a curated record